CACACACACUUUAGUGGCUUACAUCUCCCCCUUAUUUGUUGCCUUCUUUUUAUUCUUCUUCAUCAGUAGAAGCAGAACAACAACCUUUGAGUGGGAGAGAGGAAGAAGAGAAUGGCAACACAGGCACUGGUUUCAUCAUCAUCUAUUACCUCUUCAGUGGAGGCUGCUAGACAAUUACUGGGUGGAAGACCACUUCAAUCCCCACCAAGGAAGGUUUCCUUUAUUGUAAGGGCAGCUUCUACUCCUCCUGUAAAGCAAGGAGCAGACAGACCCCUCUGGUUUGCCUCCAAGCAAAGCCUUUCUUACUUGGAUGGCAGCCUCCCAGGUGACUAUGGAUUUGAUCCACUAGGCCUCUCAGACCCUGAAGGUACAGGAGGCUUCAUCGAGCCAAAAUGGCUGGCCUACGGAGAGGUCAUCAAUGGGCGUUACGCUAUGCUGGGCGCAGUGGGAGCCAUUGCACCCGAGAUAUUCGGGAAGCUGGGCCUCAUCCCACCAGAAACAGCCCUCCCCUGGUUCAAGACCGGCGUGAUUCCUCCGGCCGGGACAUACGAUUACUGGGCAGAUCCUUACACACUGUUUGUAUUCGAGAUGGCACUGAUGGGAUUUGCAGAGCACAGGAGAUUCCAAGACUGGGCCAAGCCAGGGUGCUUGGGCAAGCAGUACUUCUUAGGGUUGGAGAAAUACUUGGGAGGGUCUGGUGACCCUCCAUACCCUGGAGGACCACUCUUUAACCCUCUUGGUUUUGGGAAAGAUGAGAAGUCCAUGAAGGAGAUGAAGCUGAAGGAGGUCAAGAAUGGAAGAUUGGCCAUGUUGGCCAUUCUGGGUUACUUUGUACAAGGUCUGGUGACAGGGGUUGGACCCUUCCAAAACCUCCUGGAUCAUUUGGCUGACCCUGUCAACAACAAUGUCUUGACCAGCCUCAAAUUCCAUUAGAUUUAUGCUGGCUCUCCCUUUCUUGUAACAUCAUGUGCAGGCUUUAUUUCGCAUAUUAUUUGUAAUAUGUAACCAUGAAUCCUUGUUACUGUCACAAAUCCGAAUCUUAGUAUGGCUUCCCCGGA
Molecule: messenger RNA, 1058 nt
Organism: Cornus florida
Lineage: Eukaryota; Viridiplantae; Streptophyta; Magnoliopsida; Cornales; Cornaceae
Product: chlorophyll a-b binding protein 8, chloroplastic
Exons: 3
Coding region: 112-933 (273 amino acids)
Biological process (GO): response to light stimulus; photosynthesis, light harvesting in photosystem I
Cellular component (GO): chloroplast thylakoid membrane; plastoglobule
Source: RefSeq, a predicted model, not a curated record